Messenger RNA from Rhipicephalus sanguineus (brown dog tick), 436 nucleotides. RefSeq names its product alpha-tocopherol transfer protein-like. The record is from RefSeq and is a predicted model, not a curated record. Gene Ontology annotation, cellular component: membrane. NCBI's taxonomy places the organism in Eukaryota, Metazoa, Arthropoda, Arachnida, Ixodida, Ixodidae. Gene Ontology annotation, molecular function: phosphatidylinositol bisphosphate binding. The transcript is spliced from 3 exons. Bases 116 to 436 code for a protein of 106 amino acids.
CUCGACUACGGACUAAGACUUUCUCCUGAAGUUUCUACGAGCUAGAAAGUAUGACGUGCAGAACGCCUUCAAGAAUGUCAAGAAGUACUUCAAAGUUCGAAGGGAGUACCCGGACAUGUUCGAAGAACUGACGCCUUCCAAAGUGCCUUUCGACGAUGCCUGUCGCAAGCAUCGUCUGGUCACGGUGUCCCGGAAGACAGAUCCCAAGGGGAGAGCUGUGAUAAAGUACAGGACAGGUGCCUGGAACACGGACAUAUGCUCGCUGAAUGACUUCUUCAGGAUCACCUUAGUACACGCCGAACAUGCCCUGCUUCGAGAAGAAUUUCAGAUCAGGGGCAUCGUGGCCAUUCUAGACAUCAGGGGCCUCAGCGUCUUCCACAUUACUCACUACACGCCUUCAGCUAUAAAAAAAUUUAUUACACUGUUCAGAACAUGA